UUUUAGACAGAAAACUUGAUUCCGAGUUGGCGACACUGCCUCCAUCUUUUUUUUCGCGAUGCCUCCUAAGAAGCAGCCUGAGAAAUCCGGAUCCACCGCUGGGUCUAAACCUGCGGAGAAGAAGCCAACUACGGCUAAAACUCCAGCCGCAGCACCUAAAGUCGCUUCUGCUAGUGCCUCGAAACCGGCAUCAGCUAAAACUCCAGCUCCGGCUCCUAAAGCUGCAGCACCAAAAUCGGCACCUGCUGCUAAACCAGCAACAGCGAAACCUGCUCCGUCUAAACCAGCCUCAGCUCCAGCUGCCAAGCCUGCUGAGAAAAAGUCUACGACUACUCCUACUGCAAAACCUGGAUCCGCCAAGGCUGCUGCUCUCAAAGUUAAAUCGAGUGCUAAGCCUUCGGUUAAGAAAGCUGCAUCAGCUGCAAAACCCAAGCCCAAGCCUGCAGCCACAAAGUUGAAGAUUGCACCAAAACCUAAAAAGACCGGUAUUAAGGGACAAAAGAAGCAGGUUGUAAAACCUGUUGCUAAGGCUCUGAAGGCUCAGAGAAAGGUUGUUAAAGGAGAACAUGGCAAGCGUAUCCGUAAAAUCAGGACUUCUGUCCAUUUCCGUAGACCCAAGACCUUUGAACCUCCAAGGCACCCUAAAUAUCCAAGAAAGUCUUUGCCUAAGAGGAAUCGUAUGGAUGCAUAUAAUAUAAUAAAGUAUCCAUUAACAUCUGAAGCGGCUAUGAAGAAAAUUGAGGACAACAAUACUUUGGUAUUUAUCGUCCACACAAGUUCUAAUAAGCACCAUAUAAAGGCAGCAGUUAAGAAACUGUAUGACAUUAAUGUUGCUAAAGUUAACACCCUCAUCAGGCCCGAUGGUAAGAAGAAGGCGUAUGUACGGCUUGCGAGGGAUCAUGACGCAUUAGAUGUUGCCAACAAAAUCGGCAUCAUAUAAACAGAUGCUGUAUUAUAUUUUAUAAGAAUAAAAAAUCUUAAAUCUUAAAAA
This is a messenger RNA of Galleria mellonella (greater wax moth), 991 nucleotides long. RefSeq names its product 60S ribosomal protein L23a (gene RpL23A). Gene Ontology annotation, biological process: ribosomal large subunit assembly; translation. The record is from RefSeq and is a predicted model, not a curated record. Gene Ontology annotation, molecular function: structural constituent of ribosome; rRNA binding. Lineage: Eukaryota; Metazoa; Arthropoda; Insecta; Lepidoptera; Pyralidae. The transcript is spliced from 5 exons. Bases 59 to 940 code for a protein of 293 amino acids. Gene Ontology annotation, cellular component: cytosolic large ribosomal subunit; ribosome.